Molecule: messenger RNA, 2466 nt
Organism: Salmo salar (Atlantic salmon)
Lineage: Eukaryota; Metazoa; Chordata; Actinopteri; Salmoniformes; Salmonidae
Gene: fbxl22
Product: F-box and leucine-rich repeat protein 22
Biological process (GO): SCF-dependent proteasomal ubiquitin-dependent protein catabolic process
Cellular component (GO): SCF ubiquitin ligase complex
Molecular function (GO): protein binding
Source: RefSeq, a predicted model, not a curated record
ACAGCAGGUGCGGUGGAGAGAGAGAGAGAGUCCAAAACAGCAGGUCCGGGACAAGGUAGGUUCGUCCAGUGAACAGAACGUUUCUAUUUGAGGUUCUGGGCCUCUACACUAGUGUAAACAUCUGUCCCGGUCCAGAGAGACAGAACCUGUGGCGGCAACAGGAUGACAGAUGGGAGAGAGGGGUGUGUGUGUGUGUGUGUGUGUGUCUUAGCUCACACUCUUCUAUCUCUGACAGCUCCACCAAACAGUUGUCCUCCACCUCCCAAAAUAACCUCCAUUCCACAGCCUUAUAUGUCCAUCAGCAACUGUGUUACCCUCCAGCCCCCAACCCUGCUCCGAACUCUGUCUGUGCUGAGAAGGCAUCAUAUAUCCAGACAGGACAAUACAGUCGCUUUGCUGCUGCCUCAUUGUAGCCUGGUGGCAGCUGGUCAGUGGUAAACUUUGGGGACUCGAGGAUUAGACGAGGCCCCUCUAUUUUUCUUCUCUCUGUCCAUUGGAGCCUGGUCAGCCAGUCUUUUCUGUGUCUGUCCAUUGGAGCCUGGUCAGCCAGUCUUUUCUGUGUCUGUCCAUUGGAGCCUGGUCAGCCAAUCUUUUCUGUGUCUGUCCAUUGGAGCCUGGUCAGCCAGUCUGUCUGUGUCUGUCCAUUGGAGCCUGGUCAGCCAGUCUGUCAGUGUCUGUCCAUUGGAGCCUGGUCAGCCAGUCUGUCAGUGUCUGUCCAUCGGAGCCUGGUCAGCCAGUCUGUCAGUGUCUGUCCAUCGGAGCCUGGUCAGCCAGUCUGUGUCUGUCCAUUGGAGCCUGGCCAGCCAGUCUGUGUCUGUCCAUCGGAGCCUGGUCAGCCAGUCUGUGUCUGUCCAUUGGAGCCUGGCCAGCCAGUCUGUGUCUGUCCAUUGGAGCCUGGUCAGCCAGUCUGUGUCUGUCCAUUGGAGCCUGGUCAGCCAGUCUUUUCUGUGUCUGUCCAUCGGAGCCUGGCCAGCCAGUCUGUCUGCCGGCAUCUCCUCACCAUUCAGCUUUCUACCAUGGACACCAGCACCACCAAGCUCAUCCAGCCCGCUACGGACCUCACCAUCACCCAGUUGAACCAGGAGUGUCUCCUCCACCUCCUCUCCUACCUGGAUAAAGACAGUUGUAGGUCUUUCUCCCUGACCUGCCAUCGGCUCAGAGAGGUCUACCUGGACCCCAGGCUGUGGUCGCUGCUUUUGUUCCGCUCCCCCUCUGAGCUGAGGAGAGAGAACUACGUGUUAGGACCGUCGCUGCGUUAUCUGGCUGUGACCUGGCACAGCUCAAGGGUGAAAGUCUGUAACAUAGAGGACUGGAUGAAGAAUCAGUUCCAGAAGGAUCUCUGUAGCAAACAUGAGAGUUUGGUCAGCAGCUUCCUAGAACGCGUCUGUACCAUGUGUCCUAACCUGCUGUCCCUGACCCUGUCUGGCUGCGGUCAUAUCUCAGACCAGGAACUGAUCCGCGUUCUGCAGAGCUGCAGUCGACUCCGCUCCCUCCAUCUGGAGAACUGUGUCCGGGUCACUGAUCUUACCCUGCAGGCCUUGGCGCUCCACGGGGCCGCGCUCCACCAGGUCGCAGUGGACUUCUGUCGUAACGUUACCCAGGCAGGGCUGGAGACGGUCAGGGAAAGACGUCCGGACAUUCAUCUGACCGCUGAGAGGAGCGCAUGGAUGAUACCUGAUUGUAAACCGGACAAGAGGACGCAGCUACCGCUCAGACGGAGCCUUAUGCAGAAGGUCUUAAUGUUCUCCUGAUGAGACUACAGCUGUUUCUCUAUGGGCCCUGGUUAAAAAAAAGAAAAAGGAGUGCACUACAUAGGGAAUAGGGGAGCUAUUUACAGAUAGUGUGCCAUUUGGGAGACAACCUACUGCUGCAGAAGGUCCUGCAGUUCUCAUGAUGAGAGGCUAUGUCUGUGUCCCAAAUGGCACCCUAUUCCCUUUGUAGUGCACUACUUUAGACCAGAGCCCAAUAUGGACUGCAGACUACUGCUGGAAGGGUCUUCCGUUAUCCUCAUGACCAUAGACUUAACCACAGACAGCUGCUUCUCAAAUGGUACCCUAUUCCCUUUGUAGUGCACUACUUUAGACCAGAGCCCACCCUAUUCCCUAUAUAGUGCACUACAUUUGACAAGGGCCUAUUUGAGCUCUGGUAAAUAGUAAUGCAUUAUGUAGGGUAUAUAUUUGGAACACAGUCCAUAGUUUCACCACUAGGAGGCAGUGUUGAAAUGCCUAAAGGUGAAUGGCAGGGUUACUGUUGAAUUGUUUUGGACUUCAGUCUUAUUGACAGGAGCAAAAAUAGUUUCGCUUUUCAAUUGAAAGUGCCAAUUAUUAUCAUUUUUUAAAAACUUUAUACAGAUUUUUAUUUGAGGUGUUUUUAAACUUUUUGUGUGGUUGGGUUUUGCUGAUUUUGUUUUAAUGAACACUAACUGAAUGUCAGCCUCUCAACGUUAUAUAAACUGAGUCAUUCACA